AUGGCGAUGGGUUCAGCCCCGAAGUCGUCGAGCCAGAGCCGCAGGCCACCUUGCCAGGCCUUGCCAUGCGUCUGGACCUCGUGCGGCUCUACUUCGAUUACAUCCAUGAUCAGUUCCACUCGCUCUUUCAUCGACCAAGCUUCAUCGAGGAUGCUCUGCAGGACCGCGUGCCCCAUAGCAUCCUGUUUGGCAUGUUCGCCCUGUCUGCAAGUCUGGUGGUCACUGUCGAUGAUUGAUGUGUGGUCCUCCACGGCUGUGAAGCUUCCCAAGCUCUUGCCAAAUAGGACAGACAUCUCCCUGCCCAUGGACGACCUAUCAUAUCUCGCUCUAUCACCAGAAGGACUUGCGAGUGCCAGGGCGAGUGCCUUUAGCCACGGCUCUCAACUUCUGGCGCAGAUGAUCAAGGUCAAUAGGAUCCUGCUGGAAAUCAACAACUUCAACCAGCGAUGCGUCACCGAGAACCCGACUUGGGAGACUUUAAGCCAAGGUGUCGACGUACUGACGGCGCGGCUGGACGACUGGGUUGCGAAUUUACCGCCGAAUAUGCACGAUACGCCCGAGAACUUUGCUUGGUUCGCGUCGAGGGGCCUCGGACGGAUCUUUGCGGCGGUAUACCUCGGCUACUACCACUUCGGCCAGCUGCUGUACUACCAGUUCCUGCACGGUGCAGCAAUCGACGCGCCACUAUCACCAGAAGACUCUAGGGGCACCAUGGCGACAGAAUCACCGUCGGCGAUGCGGCGGCAAGAAUAUGCACAGAGAACCAAAGAGCAUGCGGGCCGGUUAUGCGAGAUGGUGUAUCGGUCACAGGCGACCGCGGGGGCUGACGUCCGCUACACGAUGACCUCGCACGUCUUGGUCAUUGCAUCUACGGUGCAGAUCCACACCCUUCUGUUCAGUGGCGAUGAAGAUGACAUCGGCGUCGCUCGAUCGAGGCUGGAACGGAACUUUGAGCUCUUGCUGCGACUGCAGUGCUACUGGCCAACGGUCGAUCGCGCCAUCAGUCGUCUGCGGGCCUUCCAUGCGACGGCUCGUACAAGUGUAGAUUCGAGCUUCGUCUUGGAUCGGUGGAUGCUACGCUUCAUGGUUGAGUUUGCCGAGAGCAUGGAGGAGAAGGAGGCAGAAGCAUGGCGCGGUGGCAGCGAAGAGAUGGAGGCGCUCUGGAACCGGCAAUAA
This is a messenger RNA of Verticillium dahliae VdLs.17, 1176 nucleotides long. RefSeq names its product ZnF3. The record is from RefSeq and is a predicted model, not a curated record. NCBI's taxonomy places the organism in Eukaryota, Fungi, Ascomycota, Sordariomycetes, Glomerellales, Plectosphaerellaceae. Gene Ontology annotation, cellular component: nucleus. The transcript has 2 exons. The coding region runs from base 1 to 1176 and encodes 391 amino acids.